Molecule: messenger RNA, 2162 nt
Organism: Numida meleagris (helmeted guineafowl)
Lineage: Eukaryota; Metazoa; Chordata; Aves; Galliformes; Numididae
Exons: 1
Coding region: 323-1207 (294 amino acids)
Source: RefSeq, a predicted model, not a curated record
GAAAACUUGGGGUGUUUCCCAACAUUUGGCACCCGAACAGGGACACCCAACGAGCAGGGACCCUGCCUGGGUUGUGUGGUUUGAGGACCGCAGUAACUUCCGUUGCAUUGUUGGCAGCGGAAGGGGUUUUUGGCUUAACCGGGAGGACCCGGGGUGCGGGUCCGGGGGUUAAAGAAGCUGGCCAGCGUGGAGCCCCCCUCUUCGCCGGCAACUUGUUUUAGAAGUGGACGUCGCGAAGAUGGAGCGGGAGGUAGCCCAACAACUUUUAUUGCACUUUUUAGAAAAGCGGGGACUUUAAAGUUAAUUCCUAAUAUAUUAGAUUAUGGUCGUUCAGUGGGUGCGUUUUUGCACACUGGAACAUUGUUUAAUGUCAAAUAGUGGCUCUGCAAAGGCGUUACCACAUGGGAUCUUUUUGAUAUGUGGUGAUAGAGCUUGGGCUGGUAUUCCUAAAAACGUUGUGGGAGGUCCAUGUUACUUGGGAAAGUUAACAUUGUUUGCCCUGAAACAGCAGCAGUGGUUAACAAUAGAUAGUAAACUUAGAAAUGCUUCCCACGAAGAGCUUCGGUCUCUUCAAAUCCUUGACAGCACCUGUUUUGAUGAAGUACAGCUGUGGAGCGUGACUGCUAGGAUUUUCGCCUCAUUCCUAGCCCCAGGAGUUGCUGCCGCCCAAGCCUUGAAACAGAUCGAACGUCUAGCGUGCUGGACUGUUAAACAGAGCAAUCAUACUUCAGAGAUCCUUGAAGAAAUGUUGGAAGAUAUGAACAGCCUUCGCCAUGCAGUGCUGCAGAAUCAAGCCACGAUAGACUUUCUUUUACUUGCUCAAGGGCAUGGCUGUAAGGAAUUUGAUGGAAUGUGUUGUUUUAAUCUUUCUGAUCAUAGCAAAUUGAUUCAAAAGCAAAUUCAUUGGUUGCUUAAUCACACUCGAUCUAUUACUAAAGAUCAUAAUCCUAUUGAUGAUUGGUUGCGUUCUGUGUUUCCAGGUCUUAUUCCUUGGGUAUAUGAUAUUAUUAAGGAAGGUGUCAAAUGGAUCUUAAUCAUUAUCCUACUUGUGAUAGUUGCUAGAAUAUUGUAUAGUUGUCUGCUACGUGCCACCGCGCCAAAAGCUGCACUUGUUGUGACUGACAACAAGGAUCAGGACAUUAUCCAUGAUUGGCUACAAGAUCAAGGGGGGCACAAUCCGAAGGAUUGUUUUGCCCUGCAACCUUAAAAGAAAAAGGGGGGAAUUGUUGCAGAGCGAUGUGCUCGGGAGCACGUAGCCACCGUAGCUAAUGAUUCACUAAUGACUUACGAUGUCAUCUUAAAUGAAAGAAAUAGAUUGAUAAGUACAGGUGCAGGUGCAGUGGUGUGUAUAGUACGCUGCAGCUUAGCAAGAUGUUCUGUAUACAAAAAAUGCUUGGGAAACACCAUUGUUCUCUGAUACGCUUGGUUGCAUGAAACCUGGAUCCUGUAAACAAGUAUGCUAUAUAAGGGCUUGUUGCUACAAUAAAGUUGAAGCUGCAUCCACUCACAUUGAGUGGUCGUGCUUCCCCACGCGAGGAGGGCAACCCUUUAGGAAAACUUGGGGCGUUUUCCCAACAUUAUUCCUCUCUAAGAAAUGAAAAUACCUGGAAAUUAUAUGCAAUGAUGAGCUAAAAUAGAAACUAUUCAGAAUUUGCUGCUCUAUAUAAAAUGGGUUUGAUGAAACAGAAUUGCUAUAUGCCGAAGCCAUUUUGAGAGUGGGAAGGUGGAAAAAAACAGAUGCGUAUUCUGGAUCACCUACAUGUGACUGGAAAACAUUGUAUCUGAAAGAGGAGGGAAAAAAAAGAUCAUCUAUUGCAAUGUAGCAGUAAGUGGAUAAACAUUCAUCAGUUUUGAAUGUUGAUACAUGGUUUCCCAUGGUACCAGAAAGUUACCUUGGGCACAUAUUUAGUUCCAACCAUUACUAUUGAUGGUUUUUAUUAGAUAUAUGAUAUCAUUUAUGUUCAGUGUACAAAUAUCUGACACUCUGAAAGCUAAGAUUAUAAAAAGUAGUAGUCCGUGGCAUGAGUAUGUGACGCUCUUUCAGGAAAAAGUCGUCAGUUAAUAGUGAAUGUGUUUUCACCACCUUUCAUGUGUCUAAGUUUGGAGUAAUGUGUUACAGCUGGUGAGAAAAAAAUUAAAGAAUAAGGUUUUUCUGUUUUUAA